Papaver somniferum (opium poppy) is the source of this 1354-nucleotide messenger RNA. Its product is annotated as protein ANTHESIS POMOTING FACTOR 1-like. The transcript is spliced from 12 exons. The record is from RefSeq and is a predicted model, not a curated record. Bases 144 to 1166 code for a protein of 340 amino acids. Gene Ontology annotation, molecular function: protein binding; chromatin binding. Gene Ontology annotation, cellular component: Set1C/COMPASS complex. Lineage: Eukaryota; Viridiplantae; Streptophyta; Magnoliopsida; Ranunculales; Papaveraceae.
CUCUCGAAGGCGGACCAAAAAGGAAAAGUCUCUCGAAGGGGACCAAAAAGGAAAAAUCUCUCGAAGGCGGCAAUUAAACUGUGUUACGAAAUUCCCGGCAUUCCAGUUUCAAAGAAAGAUAUUGCAAAACUGCAUAUAAAUUAAUGAUGCCAGGAGGAGGAGGAGCCGGAAGUGUACAAUCUGAGAAAGAAGAAAAAGUUUCAAUGGAGUUAACUGAAGAAAUUUUAAAGAGUAUGGAAGUUGGUAUGGCUUUUAGAGAUUAUAAUGGGAGAAUUAGUUCUAUGGAUUUUCAUAAAGGAUCAAAUUGUCUGGUGACAGCUAGUGACGAUGAGUCUAUUCGCCUUUAUGAUGUUGCUAAUGCUAUGUGUUUGAAGACCAUUAAUAGCAAAAAAUAUGGUGUUGAUCUCGUAUGCUUUGCUUCAAAUGCCACAACAGUUCUAUACUCCUCCAAAAAUGGCUGGGAUGAAUCCUUACGACUUCUUAACUUGAAUGAUAACAAGUACUUGCGUUACUUCAAAGGCCAUCAUGACAGGGUUGUGUCACUUAACUUCUGCUCGCGGAAGGAAUUAUUCAUUUCUGGUUCUCUUGAUAGAACUGUUAUACUUUGGGAUCAGCGGGCCGAGAAGUGUCAGACGGCCCUUUUACAUGUGCAAGGAAGGCCUGCUGUUGCUUACGAUGAUCAAGGCAUUGUCUUUUCCGUUGCCUUCGGAGGAUACAUAAGAAUGUUUGAUGCGCGCAUGUAUGACAAGGGUCCUUUUGACAUUUUUUCGGUUGGGGGCGAUGUAUCUGAUGCCAACGUUGUAAAAUUUAGUAAUGAUGGAACACGUAUGCUUCUGACCACAACAGGCGGGCAUAUUCAUGUACUUGACUCAUUCCGUGGCACACUUCUAUCCACGUACAAUGUCAAGCCAGUUUCAAGCGAUUCCACUUUAGAAGCAUCUUUCAGUCCUGAUGGAGCCUUUGUUGUAUCAGGUUCAGGGCACGGCAGUGUAUAUGCAUGGAGUGUCAGAACUGGAAAAGAAGUUGCUAGUUGGUUGAGUACUGAAGUUGAACCUCCGGUAAUAAAAUGGGUUCCAGGAAGCCUAAUGUUUGCUACUGGAUCUUCUGAACUAUCAUUCUGGAUUCCAGACUUAUCGAAAUUGGGGUGUUAUGUCGGAGCAAAAUAGAUUUGUCCCUCAAGAAGGCUAGCGGCAUCGAAGAAAAGUGUUACUCUGUCACUUGCUUUGCAGUUAGUCAGAGGGUAACAUCAUCAUCAUAUAUACAGGUGGAAGAGGGGAGUAAUGUCGACGGAGAGAAACACACACCCAUGUCCUUCAGUGGAAGAUUGGGCUUAGCGGAGUUUUUGUCCCUUAAG